GUCCAGGCAUGCCCUGGCGAGGUUUGUGCUGCCUACGACUGAGGCUGACAUCAAGGAUUGGAAAACGGAUGAGGAGAAAAAGGCGGACGCUGAGAAGGACAGGAAGGAGAAACAGGAGAAGGAAAGGGAGAAUGCUGAAAAGAAGAAACAGGAGCGCGAGAAGGAGACAAAUUCAGCGGAUGAGAAACGAGGGAACGACGAAGAGACGGAAGAUAACAAGGAGUCUGGAGGCGACGAGGACAAGGCGAAGGACGGCGAAAAGGAAAAGAAGGAACAAAAAGAGCAAGAGCAUAAGCCCAGGAACAAAGAGGAGGAAGAGUUCAUCAACCAUAUCAUCGAGGAAGAGAAACACAUGUCGGCUCUGAGAAACCAUGACGGGAUUGUAGUCGAGCCCACGCCUCCGGAUAACCUCGAGAUGUACAUCGCAGAAGAUGAUCAGUUCAUCCCAGAUAACUGGAUUCCGCGCUCGCCGGCGCUAAUCCGUCUGACGGGAAAGAGUCCACUCAACGCGGAGCCUCCCCUGAGUAUGCUAUUCGACGCUGGUUUGAUCACUCCGACGAGAUUGCAUUACGUUCGUAGUCACGGUCAGUUACCCAAACUCAACUGGGAGACGCAUACACUGAACGUGUUUUCUGACCCGUCGGACAUCCUGCCGCAUGCCAGGAACUUCAGCAUGGACGAACUGGCUGAAAUGCAAGGAGUCUGUAUCCCCGUUACUAUCGCCUGCGACGGCAAUAGGAGGGCGGAAGUUAACCUGAUCAAGGCUAGUAUAUGCUCUCUAUGUUAUAGCGAAAAAUCCAAAGGAUAUGGCUGGGGUGCCGGGGCGACGAGCUGUGUCUACUGGAAGGGCGUCUUGUUGAGAGACCUGCUCAUUGCGUGCGGAGCACCUGAGAGCCCGCCUCCAGGAAAGAGGUGGUACGUCCACUACGAAGGGGCGGACAACUGCUCCAGCGGACCGUACGGCACGUCAAUCCCCUUCAUGUACGCAAUGGAUAAGACGAACGACGUCAUGCUGGCGUACGAGAUGAACGGGAGGGUGCUGCACCCGGACCAUGGGUACCCGCUGCGCUCGAUUAUUCCCGGAUUUGUCGGGGGACGGGCGGUGAAAUGGUUGAAGAAGGUGUGGAUAAGCGAGGAGGAGAGUAAGAAUUGGUACCAUGUAUGGGAUAAUCGUGUGCUUCCGUCCUUUGUUACGGAGCAGGACAGUCUCUUGGCGAAGGUCUUCUACCAUCACCCGUCCACGGCGUGCUACGAACAGAUCUUGAACAGUGUUAUAUGUCAUCCGGCUCAUGGAGAGCAGAUUAGCCUGGAGCAAGAUACUUAUAAAAUCCAAGGUUACGCAUACGCCGGUGGAGGGACGGAGAUAACGAAAAUGGAAGUGAGUCUGGACGAGGGCAAGACGUGGAGGUACUGCUUCCGUCGGUUCCCUGAUGCGCCGCUCCGCCACGGGCGCAAGUACUGGACUUGGAUGCACUGGUACUGCGAUGUCAAGAUCGAAGACAUGAUCGCGGCGAAGGAGAUUCGGUGUCGAGCUUGGGAUGUUUCGAAGAACACACAGCCUGACCAUAUCACGUGGAAUAUCUCGGGCAUGAUGAACAACUCCAUCUUCGCGGUCCAGUCGACGAUGAUCAGGGACAGAGAGUCAGGGAAACUGGUGCAGAAGUGGAUUCAUCCGACAGUGCCGUUGUCCGACGAUGGGUGGAUGAAGCCUUCGCCCAAUGAGCAGGCGAGGAUCGACGCAGACGAGAAGGCCGCGGAAGGCGGGGACGAUGAUGAACAGUUUACGGUCGAGGAGGUGGCAAAGCAUGCGAGUAAGGAUGAUUGCUGGCUUGUGAUCAACAAUAAAGUGUACGACGUGACGUCCGUAUUAAGCUGGCACCCUGGCGGAGCCAAUGCCAUUCUUCCACAUGCCGGCAAAUGUCAUACGGAGACUACGCUCGAUUAUAACAGUAUCCACGAUGAUUAUGCUAAUCAAAAACGGGAUGAGUGUUACAUCGGGACGCUCACGAAGAAGGGCAUUGAAUUGAUGAAGGAAGAUGCGAAGCGUGCACAAGAAGCUCGGGAAAAGGACGCUCAGGCAAGGGAAGGAUAUCCUAUGCAGAAAUACAGCUGGUGCCCAGUCACCUUGAUCGAGAGAAAAGAGCUGUCCAGUGAUACUAGGCGAUACGUCUUUGAAAUGCCCAAGGGCAAAGACGGGAAGCCCGGUAAGCUUGGUCUGCCCAUCGGCAAUCAUGUGAUCAUAGGAGCGCACUUCAGAGACCAGAUGGUUACUCGUCCAUAUACUCCGACGAGGCCUAUCCUGGCUUCUGAGGAUGAUGGCACGUUUGAGCUAGUCGUGAAGACGUAUUUCCCGGACGAGAAGGGGAAAUUCCCGCCCGGAGGUACCAUCGGAAAUUACCUCGAUUGCAUCAAAGUGGGAGAGCAGAUCGAUGCAAAGGGACCCAUGGGCGAGAUCAUGUAUCUUGGCAAGGGGAAAUUCACGGUCGACGGAAAAGAAUUCCAAUUCAGCAGGAUCAAUCUCCUCGCAGGCGGAUCGGGCAUCACGCCCCAUUACCAGCUUAUACACGCUAUUGUGUACGAUAGAUCGGACGAUACGAAACUCAAGCUAGUCAAUUGCAACAACACGGAAGAUGACAUCCUUCUCUUCGACGAGCUCGAUAAGCUCGCGGAGCAGAGUGACGGUCAAUUUGAGAUCUGGAACGUUCUCAGUCAUCCGAAGAAUGAGAACGAGUGGAAGAAACAUGGAGGUUCGGGGCAUUUUGACGAAAAGCUGAUGAAGGAGAAGAUGUUCGAGCCUGCUAAUGACACAGCCGUGUUCGUCUGCGGGCCUCCGGGUCUCGUGGAGAAGGCAGGAAAGCCGAACUUGGAGAAGUGGGGAUUCAAGGAUGCUGAGACAAUGUUUGGGUGGUAAUGGAUAGCGAAGUCACAGUGGAGGCGGUGGCACUAUUUACCAUUCAUUCGAGAUGGGCGCGGCAUAUUCAUGAUGUGUGUUUGGUGUACAUGCAUAGCGUGAUCACUUUUCGGAGUACGAUCACUUAGUUUGACUUAUGUGCACCCUCGGG
Molecule: messenger RNA, 3062 nt
Organism: Gloeophyllum trabeum ATCC 11539
Lineage: Eukaryota; Fungi; Basidiomycota; Agaricomycetes; Gloeophyllales; Gloeophyllaceae
Product: molybdopterin binding oxidoreductase
Exons: 26
Coding region: 353-2911 (852 amino acids)
Molecular function (GO): molybdenum ion binding; oxidoreductase activity
Source: RefSeq, a predicted model, not a curated record